CAGCUGUUCUCGCGACUGAAGCAGGAGUGUCCGUCGUUCCUGGACAAGGUGACGAUAAUCCCGGGUGACGUAUCGGAGGCGACGUUGGGUCUCAACGAGAAGGACCGGGAACGUCUCAUCGAUGACGUUGAUAUCGUCUUCCACGCUGCGGCCACUGUCAACUUCGACGAGAAAAUCAAGAUGUCCGUCAACAUCAACAUCAGAGGCACUCAACAGAUUCUCCACCUUUGCCGACAGUUUAAACACCUAAAAGCGGUAAUUCAUAUCUCAACAGCUUACGGAAACUGCAACAGGAGAGAGGUGGAGGAGCAAAUAUACGAAUCGAAAAUGCCUUCUGAAGCGAUAUUGCAGAUGACUCAAAUCAUGGACGACGAAUUCCUUGAUUCUGUUACUCCUCA
This is a messenger RNA of Bemisia tabaci, 398 nucleotides long. Lineage: Eukaryota; Metazoa; Arthropoda; Insecta; Hemiptera; Aleyrodidae. The record is from RefSeq and is a predicted model, not a curated record.